Setaria italica (foxtail millet) is the source of this 1829-nucleotide messenger RNA. Its product is annotated as transcription factor TCP20. Gene Ontology annotation, molecular function: DNA-binding transcription factor activity; sequence-specific DNA binding. The transcript has 2 exons. Bases 312 to 1310 code for a protein of 332 amino acids. The record is from RefSeq and is a predicted model, not a curated record. Gene Ontology annotation, cellular component: nucleus. Lineage: Eukaryota; Viridiplantae; Streptophyta; Magnoliopsida; Poales; Poaceae.
UUUUCUUAUUCCCCCUUCUCUCUCCUCCUACUCUCUCUCUCUCUCUCUCUUUCUUUCUCUCUCUCUUCUUCCUCCACCCCCUCGUCUCCCUUCCACCAUCAGGCUCUGGCCGGUCGCCAUCUCCCCCAUCCAUCCCCCUCGCCCUUCGUCUUCGCCUUGCUCUUGGCUUCCUCGGGGCAGGCAGGUGAAGGGGAAGGAGGAGGCAAGAGCCUGAUUUGAUCUGCUUGCUUUUGGGUUGCCGAGGAGAGGGAGAGGGAGAGGGGUUGGUGCCGUUGGAGGAGGCGUGCCUCUGUGUCUGUGUGCGCGCGGAGAUGGACCCCAAGUUCCCCACGCCCCCACCGCUAAACAAAACGGAGCCCACCACCGCGACGACCACCACCACCACCUCCACGACCGCGCAGCAGCAGCAGCAGCUGGAUCCCAAGGACUACCAGCACCAGCAGCCGGCGCAGCACCAGGAGCAGCAGCAGCAUCACCACCUGCAAAUCCAAAUCCACCAGCCGCAGCAGCAGGACGGGGGCGGCGGCGGGAAGGAGCAGCAGCAGCUGCUGCAGGUGGCGGCGCCGGCGGCGGAGCGGAGGGUCGCGCUCGCGCCCAAGCGGAGCUCCAACAAGGACCGCCACACCAAGGUCGACGGCCGGGGCCGCCGGAUCCGGAUGCCCGCGCUCUGCGCCGCUCGGAUCUUCCAGCUCACGCGGGAGCUCGGCCACAAGUCCGACGGCGAGACCGUGCAGUGGCUGCUGCAGCAGGCCGAGCCGGCCAUCAUCGCCGCCACCGGCACCGGCACCAUACCGGCGUCCGCGCUCGCCUCCGUCGCGCCCUCGCUCCCCUCGCCCAACUCGGGGCUCGCCAGGCCGCACCACCACCACCCGCACCACAUGUGGGCGCCGCCCACCGCGUCCGCUGGCUUCUCCUCGCCGGCCUUCUUGAAUUCCGCCGGUGCAGGCGCCGGCGACGCCGCUGGUAUCGGCGGCCUCAUGCAGCGGAUGGGGCUCCCAGCUGGCCUCGAGAUGCCGGCCGGGGGCGCCGCGGGGGGGACCCUCGGCGCCGGCGGUCACAUCGGCUUCGCGCCCAUGUUCGCCGGGCACGCCAUGCCGGGGCUCGAGCUUGGGCUCUCGCAGGAUGGCCACAUCGGGGUGCUCGCCGCGCACGCGCAGUCGAUCAGCCAGUUCUACCACCAGGUCGGAGCUGCCGGGGCCAGCGGCCAGCUGCAGCACCAGCACGAGCACCAGCAUCACCAUCACCAGCAGCAGGAGGACGGUGAGGACGACCGUGAGGACGGCGAGUCAGAUGAAGAGUCUGGGCAGUAGUGUAGCCGUUCAACCUUGCGUUUCUUUCUGGGUGUUCCUUGAAGAGGAGAGAAGGAGAGAAAAAGUGUAUGCACGCCGCACGCAGGACACGGGAUGCUUCUGCUACUCUUGGAUUCUUGUUCGUCGAGUUGUGAUGAAUUUUUAUGUUCAUUUUUUCACGUGUGAUAUCAAAACUCAAUGGAGGCCUUUUGCUCCGAGGACUUGCUGGAUCAAGAUCAUCCUGUGGUUCUUCCCACUAUUCUGUGGAUGAUCGCCCGGAGCCCUCUCCUCCGACUUCCAGAUGUAUGAUAGCUGAAAGCUGGAUGAAUUGGAUCAAUCGCCUUUGAGUGAGUGCCUUAUUUGUCAUUGCAAAGUGUGUAGAUAUUCAGGUAAUUUUGCUGUUAGAGAGGUGUUCUUUUAUCGGAGUGGUGAUCCUCUUUUUAAAACAAUUAAGGUAGUUGCUGGCAAUCCGAUCCUCCUCCAAAGACUGUUUCUGCAACGCAAAUACAACUCACAAUUCAAAUGCCGCAGUUACCCAUA